AUGGCCCUUCUUCUCACGCUGCCGCUGCUGGCGGUGAUAGGUGCUGGGACAGCCGCGAGGGCAGCGCUUGGACCGGCGCCGGCAGUUGCGUGGCGCAACUCCGAGCUCUCGGCGGAGUUGCCGGACUCCUUCACGCACCUCUUGGGCGCCGUGGGCUCCGUUUGCGUCACCGGCGACGACCGGGUUGGAAAGUCCACCCUCCUCACAGCUUGGACGCAGAAUCUCACGGGACGCGAGGACUUCGUGUUUCCUGCGGGGCAGACGCGCGACUCCCUGACCAAAGGUCUUUGGUCCGCCGUCCUACCAGCCGAGGCGACGGGCCUGGACUUUCACCUCAACCUCUGUGACUCGCAGGGCUUGAAACAGGUCAACGAGCUGGAGCAGUGGAGGCUCUUUGCAGCGAACGUCCUGAUACCCCAGACCCUGGUCUACAUGACCAUCAACGUGGUGCAGAACGACCAGCUCAGGGACCUGGCCCGGAUGGCCCACCAGUUCCAGCUCCUGGCCAACAGCUCCAAAGCAGCCUUCGCGCGCUUCGGGCGCGUGCUGUCGCCGCACCUGAUUGUGGUGGUGCGUGAGGAAAGUGACCUCGACGGAGAGCCGAAUGAGAAUGGGCGGAACCUCACCGCGCACCUGGAGCAGGCUCUGAGCAGUCCGGGCUUUGCUGCAGAUAAGGCGCUGAUCCGUCAAAUCUUCAGGUCUCGGGAGGCCUGGUCUCUUGAGGAGCUGCCUCUGGAGGCCCGCAAGGCCCUGCGAACUGGUGUCGACCAUGUGGCAGGACGCCUCUGGCGCCGCUCCGGUGAGGUGGUGCUGCAACGCACUGUCGACGCCUUGAGGAGUCGCCAGCGGACCAUGCCUCAAAGUGGCCUGGAGCUAGCAGAGUGGUACCGAAGUGUGGUCGCAACCGUCAACAGCCACGACGAGGGAGCUCUAGAACGCCUCAUUGGCCACACCGAGAGACUCGACGUCGCACGGCAGCGGCAGCUUCUGCUGCAGGACGGCUUUGGACGCAUCUUGGCCCUCCUGGCAGGAAUGGCCUUGCUGUCCGCCUUCGCCGCCUCCUUGGGCCAUUGGCUCGACCGGCUUGCCUGGGUUGCCUGGAUCGCCUUGGCGGUCUGCUUCCUCGGCGCCUCACCCCUCUUGCGGACGCCUCUGGGCGGCGUGGCGCAGAGGUACUGCGACCACGUGAUGACCAAGGCGUUAGACGGCUGGAUGAGGCAGGUGUGCCUGGAGGCCUCAGCGCAAACCUUGGCCGGAGCGGUAGCGUCAGUGUUGGGUGCCUUGAGCUAUCCGCUCCUGACCCGGCAGCUGAAGUGGCUGCUUUCGCUUCUGCCACUCCCUGCGCAGCUACAUCGGUCUUUUGUGCUGAUGCUGCUGGUGCUGCUGGCAGCAUGCCUGAUGCUUCUCCAGGAGGCUGUAAACGAGCUGGCUUUCGGCGAUCGAGGCAGUUUGCUGUUCGCUUCGGGUGCCGGGAGCCUUAUCCUGGCGGUCAUCGUCCAUGGCGCGGCGCUGAUGCAGCAGGUCCUCCAGAACCACGCCUACACGGCUGCAGGCGAUCGCGGCCGCGCGCUUCAUUUCUACAUCGCGGAACGAGAUGCCAAGGUUGCGGAACUGGAGGAGACAAAAGAGUGGAGGCAACACUACAGGCUCCACAGCGCAACCGACUGCUUCUGGCGCUUCCGCCGCGGACCGACCUGGCAACAAAGCGUGCAGCUGGCGCAGGCCUCCGGGCUCCUUGUUUGGGCCUGGCUUACCUUCCCGCGCUGGGACGCCCUCUUUGCUGCAGGCUCCGCUGGCAACGCGAUGCAUUUGUUGCACCUCCUGGCCCGCUGGCUCCGCCGGCGCUGGCGGGGCGCAGGCGAGGACGAGGUCAGCAAGUGGCUCUCGGGCCUGGAGGAGGAGCAGGAGGACAGCGACGCCGAGCCACAGGCGGCCGCAAAGGAAGAGGCAGAACCGGUGGCUCCACCUGUCAUCCCAGAGACUUUUGAAGAGGUUCAACUCCGCAUGGAAAUCGAGCAGAUGCGGCAGGAGCAGGAGCGGGCAGCUCAGGCGCGCUUUCGCCUCACAACGAAGACGCCCAGCCGCCAGGCGACGGAGUGCCAGAGAGAUGGCUUCAUCGCCCUAGUGAAGCUCGUGAAGCCUUUGCUGAACAUGUGUGGGUCAUGGCUGCUGUAG
Molecule: messenger RNA, 2175 nt
Organism: Symbiodinium natans
Lineage: Eukaryota; Dinophyceae; Suessiales; Symbiodiniaceae
Source: the annotation of a GenBank genome assembly